CCGGUCCCACGGGCUAAUGUGUCCGCCAGCACUCCUGCAGGAAUGAAUGAUGACGCACCAGACGAGGUCCUUGACGAGCUGAGGACCAGGCCCAUUGGAGGAUGGGGCAUCGCUCAGAUAGCUGCUGGCACUGGGCUGGCUGUGUACACCAUGUGGGUGGUAAUCGUCCAGCCAGGUUUUAGAAAAGUCCCUCUGAGGCUGCAGGUUCCCUACAUCCCAGCAAGCAAAGCUCAAGUAGAUAAUGUCAUGACACUGGUGAGAGGUCGAAAGGGAGGCCUGGUGGAUUUGGGAUCUGGUGACGGUCGCAUUGUCUUGGAAGCCCAUCGGCAGGGUUUCACUCCUGCUGUUGGUUAUGAGCUCAACCCUUGGCUUGUUCGAUUCGCCCGCUUUCAUGCAUGGAGAGCAGGCCUUCGUGAAAAUGUAUCGUAUCGGCGGGAAGAUCUCUGGAAGGUUGACUUGACAGAAUGCAUGAAUAUCACUGUGUUCUUGGCACCCAGCGUGCUUUCAUUAUUGCAGGAGAAGCUGCAGGCUGAGCUUUCUGAUGAUGCCUUAGUUGUGGCCGGACGUUUUCCCUUCCCUGACUGGAAACCCUGCAGGAUUGAGGGCCAGGGUGUGGACAGGGCCUGGGCCUACAGCAUGAAAGCACAAAGACAGCACGCUCUCAGGAACAACAACAACCUAACAGUCAUGGAUAGCGACAAUGUUACAAACUAACCAAGGAGAAAAUAUUCUCUUGAAGCUACUUAGACACAACAAAUCUUUUUCCCUCCUGUAACGGCAACGUGGAAUCAUUCAAUUAUAAAGCUGCUGGUAAGAUGUGAAUAUCCUUUAUUGGAUAAAGGUAACUUUAAGGACAUAUUACAUAAAUACAAUUUAAGACUUUUUGAUUACAUCUGCAACAGGAUGUUUCCGAGAAGCCGUGAAUGCAUAUGUUUGUGCUGCUCUACUGUUGUACUGAAGUGAAAAAUUGCAAUGAUUUUACAGAAAUUAGCAGAAAUGCUCUCUUCUAUAUUUUUGAUGGCUUGAUUGUCUAAUUUCUACAUUAACAACAAUGUCUGAACAUGCGUUUGAUAGUUGUUUUAUCUAUAGUUUUGUGUUUUCUGUGUCCACUAUAUGCCACUAUGUACUUAGUGUUUCUUACCACUAAAUAUUAUUAGACAUCUUCAGAGAAUAUUUUGGAAUUCAUGGUGCAGCUUGAUCCAGGAUUAAGAGGAACUAAACAAUGGAUAGCUUCCUUGUGGUUUCGUGGGCGGGUGGACUUUGCCCUUCAUGUUCUGUAAGCUUCAUUGUUAGAUUCUGCAAUCUCACGGACUGUAACCUUUGGACUAAUGGUGUCCAUAGUGUAUAGUACUUUUGAUGGUACUUCGUAGGUACAUCUGUGAACAUAUUAGUAGAAUUCAUGAUUCUUUCCAAAAUGGUAAAUAAUUAUCUAGUAUCAGUUUAUUUUUGACUGUAAUAGCUUUGAUUCUCUUGAAUGUAUAGAUUUGUACCAAGCUAUGAUAAUGGCAGCUGUAGGUGUGUAGUAUAUGAGAAAAGACAGUGUGAAGUGAAAAAUGUUGCUUUGUAAAUGGAAUUUGUAUAAUAAGAUGUGAUAAACUUUAUAGAGCACA
Molecule: messenger RNA, 1610 nt
Organism: Platichthys flesus (European flounder)
Lineage: Eukaryota; Metazoa; Chordata; Actinopteri; Pleuronectiformes; Pleuronectidae
Gene: antkmt
Product: adenine nucleotide translocase lysine methyltransferase
Exons: 6
Coding region: 43-714 (223 amino acids)
Biological process (GO): positive regulation of proton-transporting ATP synthase activity, rotational mechanism; peptidyl-lysine trimethylation; regulation of mitochondrial ATP synthesis coupled proton transport
Cellular component (GO): mitochondrion
Molecular function (GO): protein-lysine N-methyltransferase activity
Source: RefSeq, a predicted model, not a curated record